This is a messenger RNA of Dermacentor silvarum, 1258 nucleotides long. RefSeq names its product papilin. NCBI's taxonomy places the organism in Eukaryota, Metazoa, Arthropoda, Arachnida, Ixodida, Ixodidae. Gene Ontology annotation, molecular function: serine-type endopeptidase inhibitor activity. Bases 1 to 1098 code for a protein of 365 amino acids. The record is from RefSeq and is a predicted model, not a curated record. The transcript is spliced from 3 exons.
AUGGACAGGAGGAGUAACAGCGUGGACGAGCAGGCACAACGGAUCUCCCCAUGGUACAUCUCGUCAGUCCAAAGCAAUGCCUACCCGACACCAGGCCAGUAUAGCAACGACCAGGGUCGGAACCAGAAGUCACUUCAAAAUGCAAGUCAGUGGCCUGCCGCGGGCGUUGCUUACGGACCAUCCAUUAGUGGUAUUCACCCACCCAGUGCAAUUGGGCCUCAAUUCACGCGCCCUGCAUUGCAAGCCGCCGAGGUGCAGCAGAGAGAGAAGGCAUACGGCCAACAGUGCCCUGCUCAUGGACACAGCCUCGUCGCCAGUGGGGCUGCCAGCGCGUUCGGGUCACAGUACAGCGUCGUUCUCGUUUCGGCGACAACACUCCCGCAUGAACGAAGGCAGCUGGACCGACUCGACCUCCAGCUCCACGACGAGCAGCGGCCACUGCUGCGUCUGCAACGCCGCCAGCAACUCCGACUUGAUUCCUCGCCGCAAGAGACGCCGCCGUGCAAAGUCGGCCCUGAGUGUCGCGAAGUGUUCUACACGUUCUGCGAGCGGUCGCAGCGCGAAUUUUACUACCAACCCGAAAGCAACAAGUGUUACCAGACGAAUGCGGUGAACCUUUGCACCCGAGGCAGCAACCGGUUCGCAACACUGGACCACUGCGUUCACAGCUGCGUCUCUACCAGGCACCCGGCUGACGAGUGCUUCGGCAAGCCGACGUUCACGCGCUGCACAAGGCCAGAUGUCCUCUCUGACUGGUGGCACUACGACAACAGCAAAUGCGUGCCCUGGUCCUUUCCUUCAGGCGGAUGUCCGGCUAACGGAAGUAUGGUCUUCCCUACGGCCAGGGAGUGCGAGAAGCGCUGCCGAAAACCGCAUGGCGGAGCCCGGUGUCAGCGGCCCGAGGUGGUGGCCUGCGGUCGCCGCCACCUCAAGUACCCGUAUUUCGCUCACGUGUCGCCGGCAGACGGCCGCUUGCGGUGUUUCCGCUCUUCGUUCACCACGCUGCGGCGCCACUUGUGCCUCGUGGGCGCGAACCGGUUCCCUACCCUCGGUACCUGCGUCGCCUCCUGCCGGCAGAAGCCGCCAACUUCAGCGUAGUCGACGAGGUCGCCGCCUUAUUUUCCUCUUUGUCGGCGAACAAUGCACCACCUUCGUGCUCAUGAAUCGUGUCGUUCUUAAUUUUUACACAGGUUCGCAACUACAAUUCUCCGCAUGGCUUAUACGCUCUUCAGUGGCAGAGUCUUGGUGCUAAAUUUCA